Chiloscyllium plagiosum (whitespotted bambooshark) is the source of this 2835-nucleotide messenger RNA. RefSeq names its product family with sequence similarity 234 member A (gene fam234a). Lineage: Eukaryota; Metazoa; Chordata; Chondrichthyes; Orectolobiformes; Hemiscylliidae. The record is from RefSeq and is a predicted model, not a curated record.
GGUAGUCAGGCGGCCAUGACGAUGUGCUGGGUCGGUGUGUGUGUGUGAGGCUAAGAGGAGUUUGUGGCUAUCUUUUUCUCUCUCUGUGUGGUUUUCUUUCUGAUGGUUUUACAACAGCUGCCAAUUGAAGGAUAAAGGCAUUGAUGAAAGAAGAGAGAAGACAGUUUGUAAAAGAAUUUGUGUCCCCAUUGUGAUGUAGACUGGGAAUAUGACAGAAAACCAAGAUUCAGAGGGAGAGAUACAUCCUCUGAAAAAUGAUGAGGUCAGAAACCAAGACACGAAUGACAUUUCUAACAGGCACAAAGGAACCAAAAUCAAGAAAUUUACCAAGUUUGGACAGCUUUCCCAUUGGAGAACUGCUGCUUUCUUUGUAGCAUUAUUUUUAUGUCUGAUUGUGGUGUUUGCAUUUUCCUUCAUAAUUCCCUGUCCAGUGAGGCCUGUAUCACAGAGGGCCUGGAACAAAACAUUUGAAAAUGCAGUGAGUUACCCUUUUUUCACUCUGUGGGAUAUGAACAGAGACAAAGUUAGUGAUGUGAUAUUUGCGUUGAAGUACUCCAAUAACACUAUAGUUAAUGGAUCAUGUGCAGCUGAGGGCCUUACAUUUCCCUGUGCCUAUGUUACGGUGCUGUCAGGAACAAAUGGCAGUCUUCUAUGGCAGCGAGCUUUAGCAGAGGAUGUUCAGCAUGUGCAAUGUGGAAUUGAACAUCUCAGUGGUAUGGAGACUUCAGGAUGCCUCAUCAUUGGAACCCCUUAUCUCGUCACUGCAAUCAGUUCUUCAGGAAAUACGCUGUGGAUACUUAAUGCUAGUUUUGCAGUGAAUCUUUCUGUGAUUGGACCUGCAUUGAUACUUCCAGAUCUAGAUGGUGAUGGUGUUGGAGACCUUUUGAUCUUUUUUACACCUAAUCAGGUUAGCUCUGUCAGCAAGUUGAUUUUGCAACUGUUGUCUGGAAAGAGUGGAGAUCCCAUUGGUCAAGAGGUGUACCACAACGUUACUGAAAACUUUGAACCUUUAAGCCCAUUGAUUCAUAUUACCAACACCGGUGCCUACUACGUUCUCUUUAUUGAAGGAACCGUGCAAGGAGUGGCACUGAAAGAUAUUUAUUUGCAAGCAACUGGAAUGUUGCAGACAGCAAACAAACUAAAUGCAGAUGUUCUCAAAUCAGAUUCUGAGUGGGAGAAAAAGACUGAUCCAGUGUUGAAAAAAAUUCAAAUCCAUAAUUCCAGAACAGCUAAAUAUCUUCAGGUGGUCCAUGCACAAGGAGAGAAGGCUGGAAAACUGUUAAUCAGCACGGAGGACAGGGUUGAGCUUUUGGAUGGUCAAAACCUGCAGACAUAUUGGCUCCAUAAUAUAUCUCACCUUCAAGGAGCGCCAGUGUCUGGUUACUUCAACGCUGAUGAUGUUUUUGAUUUCCUAAUUGAAGACUUCAUUGAAAAGAACAGGAAGAAGAUUACUAUUGUGGAUGGUAAAACUGGCAAGAUUCUAUGGGAAGAGGAUUUAAUAUGCAGAAAAGACUGUCCCAAACCAUCCACUAUCAACACUGUAUCCCGAACAGCUUUCCUUUUCUGGGGUGAACUUCCAACACAUACCAAUGGCUCUGUGCCAGAAGAUUUAACUGAGAAUAGACAUUAUCUCUACAUGGCUCAUCCAUCACAUCCAUAUGUAAUGCUGGAGCUAAAAAACACCACUGAAAAUGUGCUUUCCUUUACUACGGCCUUAUUUGAAUCAAGUAGACAUGCUUGCAAUGUCCUGCUGUUAGGGCAGCCUGUAGGAAGCAAACAAGGACCAUUGACGAUCAUCAAACAAAAACUCAAAGAAAGCAUCUCUUUCAGCACGGUCAGACGCCUAAACAAGGGGCACGAUGUCUUCAGUGAUGCUGAAAUCAAGGAAUACUACUAUAGAAUAAGAUACAGGAACUAAUGGAGGGAACGGAAUUGAAAUUUAUGUGGGAAGAAUGGAAAGAUUGCUUUUGAGGUCACUGAAGAGUGAAUUGUUUCUGACUGCUUGAACUUUAUGGCAAUGAUUUCAUGUCAAUAAAUUUUAUUUUAUCUAAACUUAGAAUUUUAUUUGUCUUCAAACAGAAACCAAGGACAAGAGUGUUCAUAUAUUUCUUAAACUUCUCUUAAUGUAGUUGGAUACUGAGCUUUACACAACUUAUUAAAAAUUACAUUUUGAUAAACAGUAUUUAUCUUUACAAGAUUGAUAGAAAUUGCUAAAUUUAGGAAUUCUCAAGACUUCAGCUUUCUAUUUGCCUCACUAAAUAAAGCUUGCCAAAAAUCAAGUGAAUAACUGAAUUAAACCUUAUUGUGGAGCAGAGGAAUAUUAAUAUAUAAAAAUAGCAAACCAAUUUGAAAUUGUAAUAUAAUUAACAUUAAUGAACUGCCAAAAAUAAUUUCCUAUUGUAUUCUUUGUAGGGGAUUUUAUAUGUAAACACAGUAUCAAUUGUUUUCGCUGUGUAACUAUAUUAAAUUCUUGGUUUCAUGUUUGCUUCAAUGUAUAUAUGUGAAAAUAUCGGCCUGAUUCUAAAGUGAAAUAUUCCAUUUGUUGUCAGUACAUUUCACAAUCAAUUUAAUAGUUUAAUGAUGUGCUGACUCUUUAGGGUGCCUUGCAUUUAUAAGAUCAUGUGUUUAUUUGUAUAAGUAGUUUGUCCUUUUUCUUAUACUGUACAUUGUUUUUCCAACAUUUCCAAAGAAGCUUUGUUCAAAAGUUGAAUGCAGUAGGAAGUGCUUUGCAUGUGGUUGUCAUAUGACUUAUAACAAAUACUUCUGUUCCAUCGUGCAAUAAUCUGUUGUUUGCUGAUGUAACCAUGAAGAGAUUAAACUUGCUUUGUGUUGUGA